ACAGUUUUCAUGUAAUGUAAACACGUGUGUGUUCCAGAAUAUGGAACAUUCAGUUGUCAUGUACAAGCCAGAGGAUGUACGUGACAUGUGUGAAGGGACACAAGAAAAGGAUAUGGAAAAUUGACAGAGGUUUCUUAUUAGCGAUUAGUUGCAUAACAGCAUCAUUAUUGUGCGUUGUGCUCCUCCAUAACCAGAUAUCUACCUCUAGCAAAGUGAACAAUGGAAAACAUGUAUCCCCAUUUCUCUCCCGACAUAUCAGGAGUGCUCUGCCCACAGACCUCAACAAAUCUCCAUCCAAUGACUCGCAGCCUCCCCAGUGGUUACAGCACUAUUGCUUUGGACAGCCAGAUACAAGUUCAUCUACAGCAGGUAAUGCUCCUGAGGGAUUUGUUCUAGAGCAGGUCCAUGUUGUUCUUCAGCCAGGAAUCACAUCCUCAAAAGACGACUUUAACUGUGUCAGUGUUCCAAACAGCAGCCAUCAGCUGGCAAACCACACCAACCAAUUCCUGAAACACACAUCUCUUAACAAAAGUUUCCGAAACAUACCCACUGCAAACAGCAGUGUUCAUUGCCUGAAGGAGGAGUUACAUCCCCUGGCGCAUCUUCAGUUACAUGAGUUAGGAAAACUGUACAAAAAGUUUUAUAUUGAGAAAUGGAAUCUUGAGAGCAGUCAUGUUGCUCCAAAACAUUUCAGGCUCCAUUCUUUGGACAAGGGAGACAGUUUAUCUAGUCUAGUGUCCUUUAUGCAUGGCAUUUUGCCACAUAUUCAUUUUCAGAAUAUGAUUAUACAUAAGGCAGAUGCAACAGUGAGAAAAUCAAACAGCAAUAAUUUAAAUUUGGAAUGUAAUUUUAAGCAUAAUUUAACUGAUCACCUCAGCAAGCAUUUCGGUAAACUUUCAGAAGACUUUCAUGGACUAAAAAACUUUUCAUCUAUUGUCUUGCCAAAUAUAUGCACUUCAUUGUCUCAAAACUCUAGAAAUUUGACAACAGAAGACACAGUUCAAAACUCCAUACUUCAAAUAGAUAAAGGAAUGAAAUUGUGUAGUAGCCAGAAAGAUUGUCAGUAUCUUGCUGAUUUGCAUACAUACUCAUGGUUUAAAUUGUUUGUCAAAAGAGUUAAAAUGAUGAGUUCAAAGUUUGAAAAAGUUUUUAUCUCAGCAGUAGACAGGACAUUUUUAUCCUACUUGAUGUCGUCAUUCAGAUAUCGCAAUGUGAAGGCUACUCACCCAGGGUCGCACAUUACCAUUGAGAUAUACAGAAACCAGUACGAAAAAGUGAAUCCCCACUACCUGAAAAUACUGUACAAUGGUAUCGAUAUCUCACAUCAGAUUCCAUUGUGUACAAAAUUUCCCUCCUGGAGUUUAUGUAAGCUCAAGUAUUUUGUUGAUUUCCAAAAGCUUAAGUACAAAUCCUCAUUUGAGUCCAGUCCUAAUAUACAGAAAAAGUGCCAUUUCUCUGUGUUAUGAUAUAAAAAAAUAUGUCAUAUGAUCAGUGGUUUUUCAAUUUACAACUUUUGUUGACAGUUCAAUUCUUUGAGGCAUUAUAUUAUACUUUGCAGGAUCAGUAGUUCUUUUGUUGUUGGUUCAAUUUGAGGCGUUACAUAGUUAGUGAUAAAAUUAGUGGCCAAACUACGGUACUUAUGUAGUUCUACUUCUGAAUGUACGGUGUAGUAUGUUUUGUGAAGUGGACACAUGCUGCUAGAAAUAUUCUAUUUAUACUAAAUUUGUAGGCAAAUUUUGGUCGUGUAAAUUUUUUUAGACUUUUGCUAAGGAUAUAUACCAGUAUCUAUCAUUUUAAUCUUAAAUAUUAAAUAGGGCUCAGAUAUUUCUAAGGAGGUAUGCUACAACUUUUCUGUAUAGAAGUAUAUGAUGUUAAUCAGUAUAAUGUAUUUUUGUGCUAAUUUUAAAAAUAUUUAUGAGAAAAUUUUUUUUUACAGAAAUGUGAGCUAGCUGUCUUUUCUUUUGAGAUUUAGGAAGGAAAUUUUUUUCCAAUGUCAUACAAGUUUAAGAUGAAAUAUUUUCUCCAAAUAUAUGCACCCUUAUUUUCACGUUAAAAAGAAAACCAAUUUCAAGUACUUAAAAAAUUAUUCCUGAUAAAUAAAAAUCUUACUCUUUUCAAACUAUAAGAUUGAAAAAUUGUUAUAAAAUAUGACUUGUCUGUUGUUUUGCCGAGCAACAUAUUGCUUUUAUGGAAUUGCAACAUUAGAAUGGUUAAGUUUAUUAAUUUAUCAGAUUUAUUUAUUAGCAAUGAAUGAUUUUCUUAGUUGGCAGUUAUUUACCAGUAGGUAUAAGGCCAAGGCCAAUUUGAACUGGUUGUGUUUCAAAUAUAAGUCCAUUUGCAGUUUUAGAUAAUUGCUCUACAUUGAUUAUCAUUCAUCACUCAUGCAACUGAUAUCAUUUGAUAGUGUUCAUCGUUCAUCAAGAAAUGAUGUGUUUUGGAAAGAUAUUAGAUAUGUAAUUCCUGCACUUGGUUCAGAUUAAAAAAAAAACUCUGGAUACAAUUAUGAAUGAUGAUUUUUAAUUCUCGAUGUUAUACAUUGAAUUUUAUUGAUUGACUGUACAUCCUUUAUGUAUGAAGCAUCUACGCUUGCUGAAGGAGCAAAUUGUAAACUGUUGGCUAGCGAAGAUGUAUGGGAAGAUGAUGUCUAAUUCUAUAACGUCGAGUUUUGAAAGUGACUACUUAGUUUUUAGUUUGAAUGUAUUUUACAUGUAAAUACAUAUUGAUGCAAGAACAAACUAUUGGGAUUUUUUUCAAUAGACAUUAAUAUUGAAAUAAGUGUUGAUGAUACCUGUGGUUUGUAUUUUAUAAAGUGAAUCAAUUGUAAAUCAAUCAUAUUAACUCAUUUCCAUCUGUAAUUUUAUUGUGAAAUGGUGCUUUCCAUUAUUUGUUUAUGCGUAAUAUUUUGAUAGUAUUUUUACAAUGAAUUCUAUUGAAUUCAGUAUCAGAUGUAUUAAUUCAAUGAAGAAUUUAUUGUUUUUAAUUUAUUGCAUUAAUGUUGUUUUAGUAUUCUUUUUAAUUUAUAUUGUUUGCGAAUUCUUUUGAAUUCAAUACGAGAUGUAUUAAUUCACAUACAGUCUCUUUGUUUUGUUUUGGAAGGGCUUGGAUCUCUCUUUUUCCUAUAUAUAAUUUAUGUUGUGUAAUCCAAAGCAAUGUUUUUUUAUAACUACUUGUAGCUGAUAAAGUGUCUGCUAUCAUAAUCUGAUCAAAGUAUUUGAACAAUUUAGGAUUGAAACAAUGUUUUAUAUCAGAUCUUGAAGCAGAAGGAACAGUGAAUUUAUCUGCACUAUAAUUAUUUUUUGCUUUUAAUAAGAUUGUUUAGAGAAUCUCUUAUAAUAUAAAGAAAGAUAACUCAUAUUAUAUUAUUCAGGGACAACUUGCUGUUCCAUCAAUGAUUUUUGAAUAAUUGCAUUUGAUCUUGAAUUUUGCUCAAACAUAUUUAGUGAGAUAUACCUGUAGAGUUGUAAUAUCAACUUAAAAUUUGUUUGUUAUAUUUUAACCAGAUAGUGAGUAGAUUCCCUAAAUUUAAUCCUUAUAUUAUUUAAACAAUGAAAUGCUUUACUUCGAUGAUUCAUGUGGGUUAUGAAGGUAGAGAUCGUUGCAGAAAACAUUUACAUAACCUGCGUUAUUGCAGAAAAAAAUUAUCUAACCUGCUAACACGGAUUAUAUAUUUUUUCUGCAAUGUUGUCUUCUUAAUAUUCCACAUGAAUCACCAAAGAAAGCAUUGUAUUGUUAAAAUAGCUUGCCGUUAUUAACAUUCUUUUGCCUUAAAAUCAGAAAAUAUUCAUACAUUUUUAACAACAGACAGUACUCGUACUUUAACAAUCAAUUCAGGUGUUUAUAUAUAAUUUUUGUAAUCAAUUUCAGUGACGAUUUUGAUAUGAUCAGACUUAAAAGCUGUAUGUGAGUAGUUUUAGUAUGAACAAUUCAGGUAAAUGCCGGUUAUAGAACUUAUAUUGAGUAUGUUGUCAUGAUCUGUUGUGGAGUUGAACAAAGAAAUUGUUAACUCAUCAUGGCGUCACAAAACAAUGAGGAUUGUUGCUUGUUAUUGAAUAAAAAUGAGUGUUUGUUGGUGGUUCUAAAUCACAAUAAACAUGAUAAAAAAUC
Molecule: messenger RNA, 4104 nt
Organism: Magallana angulata
Lineage: Eukaryota; Metazoa; Mollusca; Bivalvia; Ostreida; Ostreidae
Exons: 3
Coding region: 75-1466 (463 amino acids)
Source: RefSeq, a predicted model, not a curated record